Echinops telfairi (small Madagascar hedgehog) is the source of this 4778-nucleotide messenger RNA. RefSeq names its product ALS2 C-terminal like (gene ALS2CL). The record is from RefSeq and is a predicted model, not a curated record. NCBI's taxonomy places the organism in Eukaryota, Metazoa, Chordata, Mammalia, Afrosoricida, Tenrecidae. The transcript has 24 exons. The coding region runs from base 1317 to 4127 and encodes 936 amino acids.
GCACGCCAAGACUGGCCAGGGCUGUCCUCACCCCACCCCUGGUGAGCUUCAAGGCCACCUACAGACAAGGUAGGUGUCUGGAAGCUGUCAGGAACUGCUGUGUGCCCUCAGGUGGGACGCUCAGCCUCUCAGAGCCACGGAGUUGGCAUGAGCUUGGUGAGGCUGGAGCCAUAGGCCAGGGCUUAAGCCCUGUGCUUGCUCUGCCGUGUCUCCAGGCUCUCCUGGCCGCCUGGGCCUCAGUUUCCCCAUAUGUAUAUCGUGUGCAGCUUGCAUGAAGGAACCUUUGAGGCCUGGACAGAGGAUGCCCCUGACCAGAGGGGUCUGCAUGGGGCAGUGGGACUAGGAGUUGGGCCCCUCUCAUAUGAAGUGUCAGCACCUGCCAUCCAAUACAUACACUUAGGUCCUAUCUGGGGCCUUGUCCCCACCCUGAUUGUCUUCCUAUCACCUCCAGAAUGAAGCCCCAACACCCUAGCCUGGAGCAGAGCUCCUUCGGACCCCUAGAAGUGUCUGCCCAGCCCAGUCCACAGCCUUCUUUCUUCCUCUGCCCCUUGCCCCCACCCCAGAGACACGCUACACAUCUGGCUUUUCCACCGAGCAGUGUGACUCAGUUUCCCGUUGGCCCACAGACCUGGAAGAGCCUCAAAGUAGUAGCUGCUAAACCGUGCCUGUGUGACUCACCCAGAGGGGCAGCAGGGCCACUUUGAGGGUAGAGGAGGCUCUGAGGAUCAGACCCCCCACCCAGAGCAAUGCCCCUUUGGCACUUUGUCCUUUUGAGGGGGACUAAAAUAGUCCAGGACACUCUGCUCAAGCUGGGACCCCCUCAUAGAGAAGUUAGGUGCGGCCGAGGAUGUUCAGACUGGGUAACCCAGCCAGGGCCAGGGCUGAGGGGCUGUCGGGGGAAGAGGGGGUGUCAGAAGUUGUGCCUAGGACAAUAGCUGCAGGCGGCUAUGGGGACAGAACUGAGCAGGGACGAGCCCCCUACCCCCACUCCGGGAGAAGGGGCAGAGAGUUGCCAGGGGCAGAGACACCUCCCUGCCUGGAAUGUCCUGCUGGCUGCAGUGGGGUAAGAGGGUGGAAGGGUGCCGGGAUUCACGGCCUCCCACCUGGCCAGCUGUUUAUUGCAGUUUCUUUUCUCCUCACCCCGGUCUGGACCCAACCCUUCCCAUCCUGGCUGCCCCCCAUGCCUGGCCUGCUCUGGGUGUCCUUGCUUCUGCGCACCAGACCUCUGGCUGACUGUCAGCUAAAGUGGAAAAAGAUCAGCCUCCAGGGACCUUUCUAGUACCCAUCCAGGAGGCCUUGCACCUGGCGCCCUGGUCAUGUGUAGCUCCGAGGAAGCAUCCUUGCUGCGGCUAGAGGAGGUCUUCUCUGCUGCCCUCGCCCACAUCAACAGCCUGGUCCUCCAGCCCCUGCUCUUGACCGAGCCCUCGGAUGCCUGGACCCGAGAGUGCCUGCAGCUCCUCCAGCAGCUGCACCAGAGCUCCCAGCGGCUGUGGAAGGUGACUGAGGAGAGCCGGCACUCUCUGCGGGAGAGGCUGCACCACCCCGACUCCGUGGGGCUGGAGUCCCUCCUGCUGCUUCAUGGUGCAGAGCGUGUCCUGCAGGUCCACAUCGAGUACAUCGAGUCCUACACAAACUGCAUGGUGGCGCGGGCCUUUCAGGGGGCAGCAAAGCAGAGGAGCGCGCACUGGCGAGACCAGCGGAAGGUGCUGCAGCAGUUCCUGUGGGCCAUGGGCUCCGUGAGCCUCGAGGGCGCAGUGGGCCCCGUGCUGGUCCAGAGCCUCCGCCAGCCCCUCACCCAUCACGUGCAGCAGUAUGUGUUCCUCCUGCUGAGCCUCGGGGACACCAUCAGGGAGAAUCACCCCACCCGGAAGCUGGUGGUACACGCAGCCACCCUCUUUGGGAACCUGCAGUCCUUCAUGAGCCAGGCGCUGGACGAGGCAAUGGCCACGGAGGCCCUCUGGCCCACCCUGAGCAGCCGGCUGAGGGAUGAGCUCUGCAACCCGGCUGACCGGCGGCUCCUGCAGGACAGCAGGGACAUCCCUGUGACGGUCUCCCCGCUGCGGGCAGAUCGCGUGCUGCUGUUCCGAGACAGCCUUGUGCUGCUGCAGGGCCAUCAUGUCCACACCUUUGAUCUGAAGCUGGUGUGGGUGGAUCCUGGGCAGGACAGGGACACAUUGCACGUGCUCACACCUGAAGAGGAGUUCUCCUUCUGUGCCAAGAACCCGCAGGGCCAGGUGGCCUGGCAGAGGAAGGUGACCCAGGCCGUGCGCCAAGCCCUGUGUGGAAAGAAGGACUUCCCGGUGAUGGGGGCAGACCCAGAGCCGCCUGAGCCCCCUGCCUGCCGCUGCGAGGCGUACACCUUCCAAGUGGAGGGCCGGCUCUGCCAGGCCACCUACGAGGGCGAGUGGUGCUGGGGCAGGCCGCACGGCAAAGGCACCCUGAAGUGGCCGGAUGGGCGGAGCCACGUGGGGAAUUUCUCCCAGGGCCUGGAGCAUGGCUUUGGCAUCUGCCUGGUGCCCCAGGCCGCUGAGGACAAGUUCGACUGUUACAAGUGCCACUGGCGGGAGGGCAGCAUGUGCGGCUACGGCAUCUGUGAGUACGGCACUGGCGAUGUCUACAAGGGCUACUUCCAGGAGGGCCUCCGGCAUGGAUUUGGGGUUUUUGAGAGCGCCCGGACAGCCUCCCAGCCCUGCAAGUACACAGGUCACUGGGAGCUCGGGCAGAGGAGCGGCUACGGCAUCGGGGAAGACAGAGACAGGGGCGAGCACUACAUCGGCAUGUGGCAGGCUGACCAGCGCCAUGGCCUGGGCGUCCUGGUCACCCAGGCAGGCGUCUGUUACCAGAGCUGCUUCCAGGCGGACAAGAUGGUGGCUCUCUCUGUCCCUCUCUGCCUCUUCCUUCUCCUCUUGGAGCUUUUGAGGCCAGCUCUGUCUGCCUCUCCCAAUCCCUCCCCCUUCCCUGGCUCCAGUGUCCGGCCUCCAAGGGCCCAGGCAGGGCCCUGCCCUCCUCAGUUCCAUCUCUGUCCUCACAGGCAGCUGGGCCUGGGCGCCUUCCCUGUGGAGAGCCGCUGGCGGGGCGUCUACGGCCCCUUCUGGGACUUUGUGCAGGCUGGCUGCCCCGGGGACCAGCAGGAGGCGCUGCUGGGCUUCCACGUGCAGAGCUCCAAGGAGCUGCGCAAGUCCCAGGAGUACCUGUGCUGUGAGAGGACCCCCCCUGAGGACAGCACAGACAGUAUCGCUGACCUCCUGGAGCAGUUGCCGCAGCACCGUGAGCCAGGGGCCCUGCAGCAAUACCUCAAGAAGGCUCUGAGCAACUCCUUGCACCCCCUGGGGAAGCUGCUCCGGACCCUGAUGCUGACCUUCCAGGCCACCUACUCAGGCGUGGGCGCCAACAAGCACCUGCAGGGCUUGGCCCAGGAGGAGGUGAAGCAGCAUGCCCGCGAGCUCUGGGCGGCCUACCGGGGUCUGCUGCAGGUCGCCUUACAGCGAAGGGGCCAGGCCCUGGAGGAGGAUGAAGAUGCGGAAACCAGGGACUUGCAGGUGCACAGGCUGGUGCUGCCCCUCCUGCUGCCCAGCUUCUACCCAGAGCUCUUCACCCUCUACCUGCUUCUGCACGAGCGGGAGGACAGUCUGUACAGCCAGGGCAUCACCUGCCUGAGCCUCUUCCCCGACACCAGGCUGCUGGAAUUCUUGGACGUGCAGAAGCACCUGUGGCCCCUCAAGGACCUCACACUGACCACUAAUCAGAGAGACUCCCUGGUCAGGGACAAGUGCUUCCUGUCUGCCAUUGAGUGCCUGCAGAAGAUGAUCACCACAGUGGACCCCCGAGAGAAGCUGGAGGUGCUGGAGAGGACGUAUAGGGAAAUCGAGGCCACUGUGUCUCGGGUGCUGGGCCAGGAGCACAAGCUGCCCAUGGACGACCUGCUGCCCCUGCUCAUCUACGUGGUGUCUCGGGCCAGAAUCCAGCACCUGGGGGCAGAGAUCCACCUGAUCAGGGACAUGAUGGACCCCACGCACACAGGAGGCCUGUAUGACUUCCUGCUCACGGCCCUGGAGUCCUGCUACGAACACAUCAGGAAGGAAGAUAUGCAGCUGCACCGCGUGCCCAGCCGCUGGACCGCCUGGUAGCCUGGCCCCGCUGACACUGACCAUGAGACUCCCUGUGGGAGCAAGCCUGGCAGGCUGGACCCUGUGCUGCCCAGGGCAGUGCAGAGGAGGAGCUGGCCUGAUUGUAGGUGCAAAGCAGUUACUCUUCUCCCCUGGCAGUGGUGGGGGUGGGGGCAGCUGGCUUCUCUUGCCCAAGCUUUGCUCCCGGGUCAUGGAACCCCUCUGCACCUUGGUGUCACCAUGUGCCGAUGCUGGACUGGACAGUCUGGGCCUUUCCAGGCUUUGUGUGCAUCUGGCUGAAUUCCUGGGGUACAACUUGGAUCUCGGGGGGCGGGGUUGUGGUGCUCACGGGACCUCUUGAGUCACCAUAGGUCUGGCUCCCUGCUUCUCCGCCCCUGCGUGAAGCUUCCAGGCAGCUCAGGACCGCUCCAUUGACCAUGGCUGUUUACUGAGAAUGUUCUCCUAGGGACCACUCUCUAGGGCUGUUUGCUCUGAAGAGUCUUCGACCCUGACAAGCUGUGGGGUGACCUGCAGUUGAGUGGGUGGGAUGUGGGAGGCGGGGGUGGUCCCUGAACUGCUGUUCACUGCCCAUGAUGUAAAUGGGGUGCUGGGCAGUGUGACAGGGGCCAGGCUACCAAGCGGCAGGGGAAUAAACAGCCUUGCUUCACCUGC